Molecule: messenger RNA, 1239 nt
Organism: Cicer arietinum (chickpea)
Lineage: Eukaryota; Viridiplantae; Streptophyta; Magnoliopsida; Fabales; Fabaceae
Product: phosphopantothenate--cysteine ligase 2-like
Source: RefSeq, a predicted model, not a curated record
GAAACCCUUGAAGCGCAAAUCAAAGCCUUUUUUGACUCUGCUCCUCCUUUGCACAGCAGUGACGAAAUAACUCAAAAAUUGAAUCAAUUCAUUCGACAUAAUUCUUCAUCAUCGGGAAAUGGGGAAGCCAGGAGAAUUGUCUGUGUGACUUCUGGUGGUACCACUGCUCCGUUGGAGCAACGGUGCGUCCGCUAUGUUGACAACUUCAGUUCAGGUCAUAGAGGGGCCACGUCCACAGAGUACUUUCUGAAGGCUGGAUAUGCUGUUAUCUUUCUGCAUCGUAGGGGAAGUUUCCAGCCAUUUUGCAGAUCCCUUCCUGAUGAUCCCUUACUUGAAUGCUUUGAGCCCACCAAUGACUCAAAUAUUCAAGUUCGGAAGGCUUAUUCUGAAUCAGUGAAACGGGCUAUUCUGGAUCAUCAUACUGCGGUCGCCGGUGGUCACUUGUUAAAACUUCCUUUCAGCACCAUAUUUGAGUAUCUUCAGAUGUUGCAGAUUAUUGCAAUGUCAAUGAGGUGUAUUGGCCCACGUGCAAUGUUUUAUCUUGCUGCUGCAGUAUCUGACUAUUAUGUUCCUUGGAAGGAUAUGGUGGAGCACAAAAUUCAGUCAGGGUCUCACCUCUUGGACGUGAAACUUGUUCAAGUGCCAAAAAUGUUGUCAGUGCUUAGGAUAGACUGGGCUCCUCUUGCUUUCUGCAUAUCUUUCAAGUUAGAGACAGAUUCGAGCAUUCUUCUAAAUAAGGCUAAUGCUGCUCUUGAAAAGUACAAGAUGCAUGCGGUUGUUGCAAAUGAACUCUCUACUCGCAAGGAGCAAGUGGUGGUCACCACUGGUGUUGAGAAGAUUACAGUUCGGCGAGACAAUAGUGAGUCUGCUAAUGAUGUAGAGAAUCCCCUGAUUAAACUACUUUCGGAGAGACAUGCCACUUACAUCGAGAAUUCUAGUUGGUGACUCUAUUGAAUGACUGGCUGUGAGACCAGGGGCGGAGUUUCCUUGGGACAGGGGGUGGCCGCGGCCACCCCAAGCUUUUUAAUCAAGCUCCGCCACUGUGUGAGACCUUUGGUUUCUUCUGUUUGGGGAAGUUUUGUUACGUUAAGAUGUACUCUUGCGGUCUCUUUUUAAGUGGUGUUUAAGGUUGUGAUAGAUAGAGUAAGAAAUACAAAAUAAGAAAUAUUUAUAUAUGGGUUGGUGUGCUCAAUCUAUACCAAUUUUUUUUAAUAAAUCAAUUUAUAUCAAUUGGUUUUC